Messenger RNA from Phlebotomus papatasi, 853 nucleotides. Its product is annotated as acylpyruvase FAHD1, mitochondrial. NCBI's taxonomy places the organism in Eukaryota, Metazoa, Arthropoda, Insecta, Diptera, Psychodidae. The record is from RefSeq and is a predicted model, not a curated record. Gene Ontology annotation, molecular function: acetylpyruvate hydrolase activity. The coding region runs from base 138 to 785 and encodes 215 amino acids. Gene Ontology annotation, cellular component: mitochondrion. The transcript is spliced from 4 exons.
UUUCAAGUGUGCAAUAGUUUCCUCUUGAGCCUCAAAGAUUGCCUAAAAACCCGAGAGUGUAAUCUUGAAUCUCUCACUCGGUGAUUGAAGUACUCGCUGAUUUCUACUGCAACGGAGACAAAAGUGAAAGUAACAAAAUGUCUCAGGUGAAUUUGAAGCAAUUUGCUAAAAAUGGAAGGAAGAUCAUUGGGGCUGUUCUGAAUUACAAAGACUGUAUCACUGAUAAUGCCCCGGAGACACCAAUUCUCUUUCUCAAAGCCAUCUCAUCGUACGUGGAGGAAGGGAAACCCAUCCGUCUGCCCAGAGUCUUCACAAAAGUCUACCAUGAAGUUGAACUAGGUGUUGUGAUUGGCCAGACUUGCAAGAAUGUAUCUAUUGAAGAAGCAAGCAAGUACGUAGGUGGAUACUGCCUGGCUUUGGAUCUCACAGGAAUGUGCUACAUUGGCAAACAAAGAGAAAAAGCUUUGCCAUGGGAUUUGGGCAAGGGUUUUGACACUGCGACUCCUGUAAGCCGCUUUAUCACUCACGAGGAACUUCCCAAUCCCAAUGAUGUUCGUCUGUGGCUCAAAGUCAAUGGACAAACACGUCAGGACCAAUCGUCUGAUUACAUGCAUUUCAAGAUUCCUGAACUAAUUUCCUAUGCAUCCAAAUUUAUGACUUUGGAACCAAAUGAUAUGAUCUUAACGGGAACACCGGCUGGAGCUACCACAAUAAAGCAUGGUGAUGUCAUUGAGUUUGGAAUUGGAGAAAUCGUGAAACUUAAAUUUGAUGUUCAGGAUGAUUGAAAGGAGACAAUCCUAAAAUCGAUAACUUUUGAAUUUUUUGGUGAAUGUAAUAAAAAGGACCAGUAAGA